Adineta steineri is the source of this 894-nucleotide messenger RNA. Lineage: Eukaryota; Metazoa; Rotifera; Eurotatoria; Adinetida; Adinetidae. The record is from the annotation of a GenBank genome assembly.
AUGACAUCAGCACCAAUUGAUGGUAUUAAACGUUCAAAUGUUUGCGGAGAUGGAUAUCGUAUUGAAGGAGCAUUACUUAAAUCUUAUCCAUAUGCUAAAAGUGAAUCCUAUUUACCGUAUGAAGAUUGUUAUAUGACAUUUAAAUCUCGUCGACAAGAUAAUCAAAUACGUAUUCGUAUAUUAUCAUUAGAUCUCAAUGAUAUUCAUGGUGGUGUUAAUUGUUUAGAUUCACUUCGUUUUUAUAAAUCAGCAUAUGUUAAUCGAUUAGAUAAACUUAAUACAGUUGAAUGUGGACAAUUAACUGAAAAAGAAAGAUUUACUGUUAUUUCACCAACAGGAAUUGUUACUGCUCAUUUUUCAACCGAUGGUGGAAAUGUUAGUGGUAACGGUUUUCGAGUUGUUCUUACUGCCUUUCGUUCUCCAAAUAAAACACAUCCUUGUGAUGAAAAUAACGAAGAAUUUCUUUGUAGUAAUCAAGAAUGUAUUAGUAAUAUACUCUUAUGUGACGGUGUGCCUCAUUGUUUGGAUGAAUCUGAUGAGUCACCACAUCGUUCAUGUACUUCUAGUAAUGCUGAAUCUUCAAAUAGUGGUAAUAUUGAAUCAAAUAAUCGUACAAGAACAUCUAAACGUCAGCAUUGGCGUGGCAUUCUGAUAGCUGCUUUUUUACUUAUUAUCUUAAGUGUAUUUAUAUUCUUCUUGGUCUAUUUUGUUUGCCGUCGUUUUUUUCGUUCACCAGUGCCCUUAAUGAAAAGUGAAAGAAAAAAUUAUGCAACUAUAUUAAAUUCUCCUAAAACUGGACCGAAAACAACAACUGCAACAACGACAACACAAGUUAUUCUUGAAAAUAAUAAAUCCACUGGGAAACGUCUUGAUGAUGAUUAUAGUUUAUUAUAA